UCAGCAGCUAUCCUAGAAACUUCAGAUCCACUUUCUGUCUGUAGAAACCAUAAAACACUGCUUUCAUUCAGGGCUUUUACAUCUUAAAAAAAUAAUGGACUAUUGAUUAACAUAUAGGAGUACAGCAUAGCCUAGCCAAAUAAAGAAUAAUUGCAACAAAGUUUUGUUGCACCUAAGCAUCUUACUAAAAUUGUUGUCUGAAGAAUUUGCAUAAUGGGAUUACUGAAGCUGUUUUUCAUUGCUUGCUGUGGCACAUUUUGUUUAGCACGGGCGAAUGUGACGGACCAACAGACUUCUGACAAUAUAGACAACCGUGCAACCCUAGAAGAUGAAAUGGACAAUCAAGAAAACAUCUUAACACAGCUCAUUGGGGACUAUGACAAAGUGAAGACACUGUCUGAGGGGUCAGACUGCCGCUGUAAGUGUGUAGUGAAGCCUCUGAGUAGGAGUGCAUGCAAGCGGAUUGAGGAGGGUCGUGCCAAAGCCGAGGACUUCUACACAGUGGAGACAGUCACUGCAGGACCCAACUGCAAGAAGUGUGCCUGCAUCGCUCCGCCCUCCGCCCUGAACCCCUGUGAAGGAGAUUUCAGGUUUAAGAAGCUGCAAGAGGCGGGGCAGGAUGAUGUCAAGCUCUCAACUAUAAUGGACCUGCUAGAGGGAACAUUCUACGGGAUGGACCUGUUAAAGCUUCACUCCGUCACAACAAAACUUCUAGCGCGGGUGGAUAAUAUAGAGAGGUCAUUUUCUGGGAACCAAACAAAGGAGAGAAUGAGUUUGAAAGGUGAAAAAUCUCAGGGGAAGGGGCCUCGCUCCCAAUAUCGACAAGAGAAAAAGAACCGUCUCAAUGUACUAGAGUCCUCACUGCAGAAGAAUGUGGCAGCUGCUUUUGCUCACACCGAGAGGAAAUAUGAGGAGAAGUUCAUUGGAAGUCAGACCCCCAGCAAGCCUGUGCUGAAGAGAAGCAAAUCUGAGGUUCAGGAGGAGCCGCAUAAACCUGUGAAGAACAAAGCAGGUUCCAAUGGCAUGACCAUCAGAGGCAUGACCUUCUACAAAGCUCUCCAUACAAUGGAGGAUUCUGAGGGGGAAGAGCACAUAGUCACAGCAGCACAUGAGGUUCCGAGUGGUGAUGGCUCUGUAUUUUUAAUAGUUGAGGACCAGCUCCAUGAGCAAGAGCUGCCUAAACCUGUUACAAGACCUGGAACCACUGUGGCAGUGACCCAAUCUCCCACAAUGGACAUAAACCUCAAGAAGCUCCACCAACCAGCUGAUUCUCCAGAUGGAGACUCCACUACUGCAAACAGGACAAAGCAAACUGAAGGAAAGAAUGCAAAAGACAAGAAGCCAAAUACAUUUACAACCACAACAAGGGCAAUCCUUCCGACCUCAGUGUCUUCAACUAUUACAAUGCCACCAAGUACCAAUACAGAAAACUUUGCAACUCCUCUUUUAGUGCCAAAACAGCUGGCAAGUGUCACGAUACCCACAAAAAAGUCAAAACGUCUUCGCUGGGAUGAAGCCACCACUGAAACAAGCACACAACCUUCAAAAAACUCCAAAGAACAUGGGAUCUGCAAAGACACCCUAGCAAGCAUUGCUGAUCCUGUUACACAUAACACAUAUGGCAAAAAUGAAGGUGCUUGGAUGAAGGACCCAAAAGGCAAUGGAAAAUUAAUUUAUGUUACAGACAACUACUAUGGGAACAAUCUUCUGGAAUUCCGUGAUAUGGACACCUUUAAGCAGGGGAAGUUUAGCAACUCUUACAAACUCCCUUACAACUGGAUUGGCACCGGCCAUGUUGUCUACAGCGGCUCUUUCUUCUACAACCGAGCCUUUUCUCGUGAUAUAAUCAGAUUUGAUCUUCGUCUCCGGUACGUAGCUGCCUGGACCACCCUUCAUGAUGCAGUACUAGAGGAGGAGGGGACCCCCUGGAGUUGGGGAGGGCAUUCAGAUGUCGACUUUGCCAUAGAUGAGAACGGGUUAUGGUUGGUGUACCCAGCUCUGGAUGAAGAGGGAUUUCACCAGGAAGUGAUCAUCCUGAGCAAGCUACGCCCAUUUGAUUUGCAAAAAGAGAAGAGCUGGAGGACUGGCCUGAGGAGGAGCUAUUACGGAAACUGCUUUGUUAUCUGUGGCGUUCUGUAUGCAGUUGACAGCUUCGAGCGUACACAUGCCAAUAUUUCUUAUGCAUUUGACACCCAUACACAUACCCAAAUGAUCCCCCGCCUCCCUUUUAUAAACAACUACACCUACACCACACAAAUCGACUACAACCCUAAGGACCAUAUGCUUUAUGCAUGGGACAAUGGCCAUCAAGUGACCUACAAUGUAAUAUUUGCUUAUUAACAAUUAUUUAAACUGAGCAUUUAAUUAUGGUACUGCGUGCAGCACUUUCUGUAUAAAAAAAAGCAAAAUGAUUGUGUCUAAGUGGGUUGUAGAUCAGUCGACAUGACAAAUAUUUGUAUGUAUAUUUCAUUAUGCCUUUUUUUUUUGUCAUUCAUUGUCUGUUGCAUGUCUUUUUGUUGUUUUUUCAGUAGAUGUCUUGAAGGGGGUUGAAAAAAUAUCAUUAAGCUAUUCAUGACAAGGUUCUCACUGCUUACUUGAAAUGUAUAUGUACUGUAAGUUGUAUAUAAUGUAAUUUAAAAUAAACAUGUUCU
This is a messenger RNA of Myxocyprinus asiaticus (Chinese sucker), 2651 nucleotides long. RefSeq names its product olfactomedin-like 2Bb (gene olfml2bb). The transcript is spliced from 8 exons. Gene Ontology annotation, biological process: signal transduction. The record is from RefSeq and is a predicted model, not a curated record. Bases 214 to 2340 code for a protein of 708 amino acids. NCBI's taxonomy places the organism in Eukaryota, Metazoa, Chordata, Actinopteri, Cypriniformes, Catostomidae.